Messenger RNA from Rhizoctonia solani, 4470 nucleotides. RefSeq names its product integrase core domain protein. Gene Ontology annotation, biological process: DNA integration. The coding region runs from base 1 to 4470 and encodes 1489 amino acids. Lineage: Eukaryota; Fungi; Basidiomycota; Agaricomycetes; Cantharellales; Ceratobasidiaceae. Gene Ontology annotation, molecular function: nucleic acid binding; zinc ion binding. The transcript has 6 exons. The record is from RefSeq and is a predicted model, not a curated record.
AUGGCCGAUAAUACUGCUAGUACAUCGACCAAUACUGGUAUCAGCGGCUUACACCGGAUACCAUCCCUACGAGGGACCGAGAAUUAUAAUGUGUGGCGAAUACAAAUGGAAGACAUACUCACAGAUCUUGAUUUGUUCGCACACGUCAAUGGUACCAAACAGCGACCUAACAAAACGAUAAAUGUAAAGUUAACAGGUCGAAAGGAUGCCAAUAAUAAGGACUUACCUGACCUUGAAGUUGGCAAUGAAAAUCCUGAGUAUACAUCGUGGGCUAAAGACGAUCGCAAAGCCUUAUCGAACAUACGUCUCCGAGUCGACGGACACGUACUAACGCAUAUACGAAGCUGUGAAUAUUCUGCAAACGCUUGGCAGAUCCUGGAGGCAACAUAUCAGGUUCAAGGCACCGUCGGAUUAAUCGACUUACGGAGAAAAUUCUUCAGUCACCGAAUGACCGAUGGAGAAGACGUCGAGGAACAUAUCCAACGUAUGCGCGGAUGGUUCCAACAAAUAAACUCAAUAAGCCCUAACUCGUGCACCGAAAUCGACUGGAUUACGACGCUCAUAGCGAGCCUACCUGACUCAUGGGAUAGCUUUACGCAGUCCGUAAGCUUCCAAUUCGACUCAGCAGACACAACCAAGCUAACAACUCAAAUAAGCGACUUACGUUCACGAGUCUUAGCCGAAGCUCACCGGCGGAACACUAGGAGCAAUGAAGGAAAGGCUUUCUUUAGUACAAACAAGCCUCUGUUCAAUAGAACCGUACGUACCAAUUCGGGUCACAAAGGACCGGAUAAAUCGAAGUCCAAAUGCAAUAACUGCGGGAAGAUAGGCCACUGGGCAGCCGAAUGUAGAGGCCCGGGUGGUGGUGCAUACAAACACAGUCAGAACAAUAAGGGGAAUCAGACGAACAGGAAGUUCAACUCACCAAACAGACCCCGGAACAAUAACGCCCGCGCGCAUAUAGCAGUCGCAAAUAACGAUACUAAUGACUACGCGUUCUCGAACUUCGAGAACAUUCCCGAAGGCCUACGUAAAGCCGCGAACGAAUGGAUAGCCGAUAGUGGAACGACGACUCACAUAGCAAAUAAUCGGAACUCUUUUUCCGACUAUAGUAAGACAUCUGGUUAUGUAACCGGCGUAACCGGUAAAGAGCCGAUCUUGGGCCGAGGCACCGUAGAACUGGAAUGCCUGAUUAAUAAUGAUACAAACGAAUAUAGGACAAUUAGGCUUACAAACGUAGCUCACGUGCCGAGCUCCCCGGCUAAUUUGAUAAGUUUAUCACUAGUCACAGAUAAAGGCUAUCGAGUCUCAAUGGACCGAGACCAAUUAGUAAUACAUGGUACAAACAAUGAAGUGAUCACCUAUGGUUCGAAGCUCCGAGACCGUGAUCAAGGAAGUCUGUGGAAAAUAAAUGCUAAGGCAGUUAGCAAAACAACGGCAAAACAAAAGGCUCAAAAUGUACCCACUGAACUGGCGCUAGUUAAACAAACUGGUCGAACUUGGCUCGACUGGCAUAGAGUACUCGGGCACAUCGGCCCGCAAGCACUCCAACGAAUAAAGAAUACAGGCGCAGUUAGCGGAAUGGAAAUAGCGGAAGAUAAGGACGGACUCAACUUCGAAUGUGAGUCCUGCAUUCAAGCGAAGGCGCAUACACGCCCAUUCCCGAAGGAAUCAACCACCAAAACGAACAAAAUCGGCGAACUCGUAGUGACCAAUGUAUGGGGACCCGCCCGAACCCCCUCAAUCGGACGCUAUAAGUAUUAUGUAUCAUUUACGGAUGUAGCCACUCGUUUCACGCGUUUAGGAUUCUUGAGGCACAAGGACAAAACUUUGAAUGAAUAUAAAUUGUUCGAAGCCAUGCUAAAUACACAAAAGAAUAAGAAAAUUAAACGCGUACAAUUUGAUAACGGCGGGGAAUUUGUGAAUAAGGAAUGGGAAGAGCAUGCAGCACAGAAAGGGACCGUUUUAGAAACAACGGCCCCGUACUCAUCUCAGCAAAACGGUAUCGCUGAACGAUUAAACCGUACACUUACCGAUAAGGCCCGAGCAAUGCUACUCGAGUCAGCAGCCCCGAAGUUCCUUUGGAACGAGGCUAUCGCGUACGCAUGUUAUCUCAAGAACCGCGUACCUACGCAAGUGCACGGUAAGUUCUGGAAAACACCGUUUGAGGCGUUUUGGGGAAACAAACCGGACGUUAGCGUGCUGCGGCCUUGGGGAACCAAGUGCUACGUACUCGACCAAGGCGAGAACAGGUCCAAAUUGGACCCGAAGACCUUCACGGCAACAUUUGUAGGAAUAUCGGACGCUCAAGAAGAGGUCGACGACAGUACCGAUUGGGGGGAAUUGGAAGAUGCUAGAACAGGGGGAGAACAUGUAGUAAGAAAAACCGAGAAAAAUGAAUUAAAAAUCGAGAGCGAACCUGAGAGUAUAAAAGAAGAGGUGAAAGUCGAACCAACAUCAUCCAACUCAUCUACUGAACCUGUUCGACAACCUGCACUACACAAACCUACCACCUCUCGCUCUAGGUCUGCUAUGCGCCCUAACCUUAGUGCUACGGCUGCUGAAUCGCUCAAAAGAAUCAACUCACUUACUACCGGGAGCUACGACGGCGAACAUGGCAAGCUCGAGAUCAAUGUCGAUGACACCUCCCCAUCCGAAAUCUCCGAUAUAUUCACCGGCUCCAGCGACGCCAACAGCUCCGACAGCAAGAUCAACUACUCAUACGAUCUCCCCACUGACGACACCUCCACCUUACUCUCCGCACCUUCCAUCCCGUCCGAGUACGCCUACGCAUUGGAGACGCCGACAACACCCAAAUCGACCUCGACUAUCAACGAUAGACUGGUCAAGAGAUUCAGCCAUCUCAGGCUAUCAGACGCGACUCCAACCGAGCCGGAUUCCCCCUUGGCGUCGACCGGGGAUCUGGAACAACCCUGGUCCCUCGCGGCCAUUACCAAGGCGGCCGACAACCCAACCGUGGAGGAGGCCCUUGCGGGACCACAGGCACUCGAAUGGUGGAAGGCGAUGCAGAAUGAGGUCAGUACCUUUGACAAACUAGACACGACCGAACUCACCGAAUUACCCUACGAACGCAAGGCAAUGGGGAACAAAUGGGUUCUCACGCUCAAACGCGAUGAGAACGGUGAACCGGUACGCUAUAAAGCACGAUUAGUCGUCCAAGGUUUUAGCCAACAGCCAGGUAUCGACUUCGAUAAGACAUUCGCACCUGUUCUAGACGUCAAUGCCGCCUACUUACACGCACCUAUCGAAGAAGACUUAUACAUGCGACAAAUUCCUUACUUCAACGACGGUACGGACCGAGUUCUUAAACUCAAGCGAUCUAUAUAUGGACUGAAACAAGCAGGCCAAAUGUGGAACAAAUUUUACGAUACCAAACUCAAGACAAUCGGUUAUAAACCUUGCCUUACCAACACAUGUGUCUACCAACGUAUCCAAGAAUUGAACGGUGAGCAAUACGUAUCCAUUAUUGCCACCCACGUUGAUGACUCAAUCGUAAUUACAUCGACAAACCACACUGACUUCGCAAUAUCAGAACUCCUGAACAUAUUCAAUAUGCGCGACUUAGGCCCCAUUCGUCACUUCCUGGGUAUCACAUUCAAGCGCGAUCGUAAACAAGGAAUUAUGCACCUUAACCAAACCGCAUACAUCAACAGCUUAGCCGAAUUCGCAGGUCUUAAAGAUGCUUACCCCGCCGACACUCCACUCAGCCCUAGUGUUCAGCUUACACGUUUCGAGGGCACCAAACCAAAAUUUAACUAUGGGACUUACAUUGGUAAGCUCCUAUAUGCGGCCUUGUGUACCCGUCCUGACAUCGCAUUCGCCGUCGCACACCUUGCUCAAUUCACUUCGUGUUACGGACCGGCACACGUGACUCAAAUCAAACGUGUCAUUCGCUACCUCUUAGGCACUCCGACGCUAGGACUUACGUAUCGCCGAUCAGCCGAAGACUUCGGCGAAAUCGGUUAUUCCGAUGCUGACUGGGGAAGCAACCUCAUAGAUCGUAAGUCCGUCUCCGGUCAUGUCUUUAUGCUUGGAGGCGCUGCGAUUUCUUGGUCAGCUAAGAAGCAGGCCACAGUCGCAUUGUCGACUAUGGAAGCCGAAUAUAUGUCGUUGGCACACACAUGUACUCAGGCUCUUUGGCUUCGUCAAUUCUUUGAGGAAUUGCACUUAUACGCCGACGCCCCUACUCUCAUAUUGUCCAAUAAUAUCGCCGCAUUAACAUUAUCCGUAGAAUCCCAAUACCACGGACGCUCAAAGCAUAUCGAUAUACGACACCAUUUUAUGCGCGAUAUCAUCGAGCAACGUAAGGUAUCUACCUUGUACGUACCUACUCAUGAGAACUUAGCCAACGCUUUUACUAAAGCUCUGCCGGCUCCUCAAUUUAGGUAUCUCAUGCGAUCAAUCAUGGGAGAGAUUACGGAGACGUCGAUCGAGGACGAAGUUGAUUAA